Molecule: messenger RNA, 1119 nt
Organism: Episyrphus balteatus (marmalade hoverfly)
Lineage: Eukaryota; Metazoa; Arthropoda; Insecta; Diptera; Syrphidae
Exons: 4
Coding region: 1-1119 (372 amino acids)
Source: RefSeq, a predicted model, not a curated record
AUGUUGGUUUUGAGAUUGAUGGUUGUCGGUAUUAUUCUCCAAAUAUUUCUUGUGGAAGCUAAAUCUCUUUUAGCAGACACAAUUAAAUAUGCAGUAUCCAAUACUUUUAAUAAAACCGCUAAUUUGGUUCAAGUGGUAAUUGAAACCGAUUCCGAAAACAACCUCGUAGCAUAUCUGGAAAUUAUGGACAAAAUUCUAGCCUACGAUUAUUGGUUGUUUCGAUGGCAAAUUGAUGUUAACAACAAGAAUAUUCAGUUCGUCAGUGACUAUAAUUUAUUGUUCAUUGACUCGUAUGAAGCUUUUCGCCGACUUCUUCAAUCGAUUGGUAACUAUAACAUAGACUCACAAGUAUUCUAUUUUAUAGUUCUAAGAACUCCAGAAAACUACGUGGACGACAUACAGAAAAUAUUCUCAGAUUUUCUAUUCCUUAUGAUAGCCAAUGUCAAUGUUAUUAUUGAAACGGUUUUCGAAGAAGUUCUUUUCUACUCCUUUAAUCCGUAUCAAAAACUUGCAUGCCAAUCAACGAAUCCUCUCCUCACACAUCGGUUUUCCGCUAAUAAAUCAAUAAAAUCUUCAAUACCAUUUUUUCCACCGAAAGCCGACAAUUUGCAUGGAUGUCCUCUUCGAAUUGGUACCGCUAAUGAACUUGUUGUUGCACUGGCAAACAACAAAGUACCAGAAAAUCGAAGCAGUCCUGAUAUAUCUUUUCUUGAACUUACAAUUCUCAAGGAAUUUGUUUCCAGAACGAAUUUCACAGUCGCUAAUAUUGAUCCGUAUUUUUUUGAACCCGAAGAGAUACUCAAAAGUGGAAAAAUUGAUAUGAUCAUUAGUUGUUUCGCAAAUGGACCUAAGCGAAAUAAAGUUCUAUCGAAAACUCAAUUCUACUUUUUAUCGAGAAUUGUAAUUGUUCUUUCUAAACGUUUUAAUGCAUUUCGGACGUAUGUUUGGAUUCAAGAACCGUUCAAUUCUACAACAUGGAUUUGUGUUGUUGCUUCACUAACUUUUAUCACUGGAUGUUGUCUGAUUUUGGCAAGAAUUAGAAGAGUUUUUCAGAAGAAUCCAUACUAUAAUGAAGGACUCGAAAUAUUAUCUGUAUCAAUAGGUGCACCAAUUUCUUGA